CAGUCGGCACUAUUUACCAGGACUCCCCCGCCGCCAGUCUCCGUGGUGACCAUCGACAGCGUUGAGUUCACCCACCAGCCCGUGUCACAUGACGUCGGACCAGAAUCCACUGAGUCCAGAGGUGCCGUUAACGCUCGGAGCGCUGGGUCCUGGAUACUACUACUUCUACCAGGUAACUGCCAGCCGCCGCCGCCGCCGCCGGUCAGCGUCUGUCAGGAGACGCAGCAGGUUUCCCCCGCAGCCGAGCUGAAGGAGGAGGAGGAGGAGGUCUGCGUCGUCACAACAACACUCGGUCAGGGUUUCGAAACGCGGACGUGGAGCUUCUACAGCAUUUGUUCCAUCGACGCCGACGACCUUGAACAGGACGGCCGAUCCCAAACAGCUGCUCCGCCCUGCAUAGUGGUGCCUCCGGUCUCCAGCCAAUCACACGCAGACGCACGCGACCAGUCGUGUGUCACAGAGCCUGAAGCGACAGGCGGGGAACCGGCUCCGGCACAAUCGCACGCCGCAGAACAUUCCUCCACCGCUCCGUCACAGACUCCCUCAGACAGCUCGCCCUCAGCAGAGCAGACCACCGAACCUCCUGUUGUUCUGUGUGACCCGCAGAUAAACGGCGAGGAACCUCCUGAAGAUCCGCCUCGCCACGAAGCUGCGCAGCAAACAGAGGAGUCUGUGUACGUGGUGAGUGUGUACAUGGAGGGCCACAGAGCAGCAGAGCAGACGACCACCGACUUUAACCCUCUGGUCGAUCGUCUGCACGAGUCGGCCGAGGCUCCUGAACCAGAUACUUCCAAUCGGAGCUCCUCAAAGCUCGACCUCGACCUCGGAGCGCCGCACGAGGAGGAGGAGGAGGAGGAGACGUCGCCUGGAGGAAACGCAUCUCGCCAGCGUGACUCCAUCACACCGGAGAAAUUAGACGUCAAUUCGAACGAUCCGACGUUCGAGCUGAGCCGCGUUAAGUUCCCCGGUCGAGACGUCGGAGCUCUUCUCACCGAACCUGACGAACAGCUCGAAGGUGCGUCGGGGCCUCUGCACGACGACCCGGAGGAGCUCAUCGAGGACGUCCUCAUGAGCGGAGACGACCGGCAGACAAAAGCACCGACACCAGAAAUGUUUCAGGACAGCAUAAACGUGGAGAAAGGUGACGUCGCAGCUGGAAACACGUCUCACCUGGAGACGAGUGACGGAGAAUGCGUCGCGUUGUCAGAGUCCUGUGAAGACCCACAGAGCUGCACCGAAGACUCAAGUCUCAGUCUUCUCACACGGCCUCCUCCUGCUGGAAGUGAGCUUUCUUUCACCUCCUCCUCCACGCCACCCUCCUCCUCCUUGUCCCCGUUCACGUCGUCGGAGGAUGGUGAUCCUGCCGACGGUGGAUGCAGAGAAACACAGCUGAAGGUCGAUCGGCCAGAGGAGGAAGACACACCUGAUAUUGAUCUGCCUCUGUCGUCUGCAGAUACAGUAGAACCGAACCCCCGAACUCCUCAAACAGCCUCCGGACCCCCAGAACUCCCCAGAACGUCUCAGGAGGAGCUCGCCGACAUUCCUCCUGAAACUCCCGACAUCUCAGCUCCCGAGACUCUGUCCCAAAGUGUCGCAGUCAUCUGUGACACAUACGUGAUUCCUGACGACUUAAGCUGUCUGGAUGACUCGGUUCUGGACCCCGACUCGAUCAGCGUGGACCCGGGUCAGAUUGACGUCUACGCGUCAACUCCAUCGUACGAGAUUCACUUCCCGGGUCACGAGCCGUCGCCGACUGCGGAGGAGGGGGAGAGAGAGGGAGGGAUGAGGGAGAUGGUGUCCGAGCUGCUGGGAGAGGACGCCGACUCCUCCAUCUGCCGCCUCUAUCCCCAACCCUGGAUCAAGCUGGGUCUGGAGGAGAGCUGCGCGGGCUGGGCCCAGGGCGCCGCCGAGGCCGAGCCCGGCCGGGGCGAGAGCCGGACCGGCAGCGACUCUGAGCACAUCCCGGCCCUGGUGUCAGAGCUCCAGCCCUCUAUGGCUCUGCUGGGAGCUUACCCCUUCAGCACUGUGAUGCCUCAGGGACCCUGUGUGUGGGACUGGCACACAGACUGCACUCCGCCUGGACCUGCUGCUGCCCCCAGCCUUAACCCUGAUGCUGAGGUAUGGACCAACGAUAACUUUAACCUGGACGUCCCCGGCCCCGCCUACCUGCAGCCGCAGCAGCCAUGGGUGCAAUUCCCCAACGACCUGACCAAUCACGAAGGAUUCAUGCCAGAGUUCGAGCUGGACAACGUGGUUGAGUCCGAUCCCAGCACGCUCGAGUACCAGAUGCUGACUGCUGAAGCUCCUUUAGUUAACGGAGAGCCCAGUGCCCCGCCGGUCACAGAUGAGGUCAAACAACAGCUGAGGACAGUUUUGGAGUCCUGUCUGACCAGGGAACACCUCGGCAACGACCUGUACCUCAACUCUCAGAUGGACAGCGACCAGUAUGUUUCCAUUGCCACUCUGGCCAGCCUCGACAAGAUCAAGAGCAUCAGCACCGACCUGGACCUCAUCUCCGACAUUCUGAAAACCCUGCCGCUGGUCCAGGUGGCUCCGUGUGGUCAGAAGGUCCGGCCCAGUCAGAGUCGGUGUGUCGUCAUCCUGCGAGAGAUCCCCAACAGCACUCCUCAGGAGGCAAGAGCCGCCUGCCGCACCAAAACAACCUCUCUGCUCUCCUCUCCUCUUUUUCUCUCCUCUCCUCUCCUCUCGGAAGAAGAGAGCCAGUUCGAGGUGGUGGUGGUGUUGUGUGGGAAUGUGAAGGAGCACGCGGAGAUGACCGGUGAGGCCAAACCAGCUCAGCUCACACAGGAGCCAGUCGCAGAGUCCAAGAAGCUGAGCUACGCCGCCAUCUGCCAGAGAGCGCCGUCCAGCGAGCCGGUGCCGCCGCCGCCGCCGCUGCCCACCGACCACGCCUCUCCGGAGCCAGAGCUCACCCUGACCUACCCGGGCCAAUCCGAACCGGCUGUGUUGCCGCGGUGA
Morone saxatilis (striped sea-bass) is the source of this 2979-nucleotide messenger RNA. RefSeq lists its product as uncharacterized. Gene Ontology annotation, cellular component: cytosol; cytoplasmic stress granule. The record is from RefSeq and is a predicted model, not a curated record. Gene Ontology annotation, biological process: positive regulation of translation. NCBI's taxonomy places the organism in Eukaryota, Metazoa, Chordata, Actinopteri, Moronidae. Gene Ontology annotation, molecular function: mRNA 3'-UTR binding.